UUAUAUUUUACUUUAGGUUGGAUUUCUCAGGAUGGAGUAGAGGAUAAGGGAGCAUUGCGAGUAUGAUUUAAAGAAAUGAUUUCCCUAUAAGUGGUGUUAGAUUCUUUCGAUGAAGGAGGUGUUUGGGAGUCCAGGGAAGGUAAGUGGGCUAAUAUUGAGGAUGGGUCAAUGUUUAUUGGCUUCUGCUUCUAUUGCAGUUAUGGCCUCAGCUUCUGGUUUCUCCAGCUCCACUGCCUUUUGCUAUUUAAUAGCAUCAAUGGGGUUGCAAGUAUUGUGGAGCUUUGUUCUUGCCUGCUUGGAUAUCCAUGCUUUAAGAUUGAAGAGAGAUCUGCGGAAUCAUGUCUUUGUGAGCUUGUUCGUGGUUGGUGAUUGGGUGACAGCCACUUUAUCCCUCGCGGCUGCCUGCUCAUCAGCUGGCGUGGUGGUUUUGUUUGUGAAAGAUACAAAUAUCUGCAAAGUUGAGAAUAAACUAUCCUGCGACUUGUUUCAAAUUUCAGUGGCUUUGUCUUUUCUCUCAUGGUUCCUUCUUGCUAUCUCUUCCUGCGCCAUGUUUUUGCUUGCAGCCUCUGACUAAAGGAUAUUAUUUUUCAAUUCAUGUUGUGAAUAUUUCAGAAAUUAUGUACAGGAAAUAUCCUCUCACUGGCUUGCUUCCGAGGUCAUGUUAGGACACUCAGUAUAUUCGGAAAUGAAACUUCAUUAUUUUUUGUUGCAAUUUACGGUGUAAUGUUUUAAAUUUGAUUUCUGGAAUCAUUUAAUCAACUCCUUUUUUGUCCUUUCA
This is a messenger RNA of Nicotiana tabacum (common tobacco), 778 nucleotides long. RefSeq names its product CASP-like protein 5B1. Gene Ontology annotation, cellular component: membrane. Lineage: Eukaryota; Viridiplantae; Streptophyta; Magnoliopsida; Solanales; Solanaceae. The record is from RefSeq and is a predicted model, not a curated record.